CCAAGCCCUCGUUAAGUGAAUGAGAGAGUUAAACCUACCGAGAAAGUUCGCUGCUGCUUCCUAGAGCAGCUCGGGCUUGAAGACCUUUCCGUUUCCGGUGCUGGCCUCCGAGCCCCAAAUGCCUCUUUUCUCCAGCUAUGCUGACGAGCUAAGCCGGUGACAUUUCGGAAACCGAGCACUUUUCGCCCGCUAUGGAACUUGCGGCGCCAGAGGCAGGUAGGGAGAAUCCAGAUGGGGCAAAGCUACUGGGAAACCGGACGUCAAAAUUCCCGGGAGCCCUCGAGUCGCCCCUCGAUCGCGAGGCUGAGCUGCAUGAGCGCCCUCUGCUGGCGCGGCCGGAGCAAGCCGCUGGGGAAAAGUUGCUGGUCCAGCAGUACCUAUGUAGGUCAGGCUCAGGCGCUGAGCAAGAAGCCUUUGCCAAGACCGAUGAUCCUGCAGUCCCCAAAGCUUUCAGGUGUCGGAAUUGUGGGCUGACUGUGGCCAGCCUCUCUGACCUCAUUCACCAUCAAAGCAGCCAUGGGUGUGACCGACCUUUCAGCUGUCCAGAGUGUGACAAAAGCUUCCGGCGUGGCUCAGAUCUGGUUAAGCACUACAGAGUUCACACUGGUGAAAAACCCUACCCCUGCCCAGAAUGUGGCCGUUGCUUCAGCCUCAGCUCUAAUCUCACUAAACAUCGGCGUUCUCAUUCCGGUCUCCGGCCUCAUAAGUGCAUGGAGUGCGGAGAGGCCUUUGGCCGCAGUGCUGACCUAGCGAAGCACCAGCGGGUACACACUGGGGAGAAGCCCUAUGCUUGUGCUGAGUGUGGUAAGGCUUUCAGGGUUAGCUCCAACCUCAUCCAGCACCAGCGCACUCACACUGGCGAGAAACCCUACCGCUGUGGACUCUGUGGCAAGAGUUUCAGUCUGAGCUCUAACCUUUUACAGCACCAGCGCUGUCACACGGGUGAGAAACCCUACUUCUGUGUCUGGUGUGGAAUCAGCUUUGGGCGCAGUUCCUAUCUGCUGGAACACCAGCGUUCACACACCGGGGAGAAGCCCUACAAUUGCUGCGAGUGUGGCAAGAACUUCACCAACAGCUCUAACUGCCUGAGGCACCAGCGCACUCACAACGGAGAACCGCCUUUCAGGUGUCUGGAGUGUGGGCGUGGCUUCAGUGAGAGCACCGUGUUCAUUGAACACCAGCGCAUCCACUUGAGCAAAUGACCGACCUUUCCAGAGUGUGGCAAAGUCUUACAGCACAGUUCUAUUAAUGUUCACACAUUAGAAGUGUCCUGGUGGCAGCUAGUAUUUUGUGGACAACAGCAGCAUAUCCACACAGGCCAAAGACCUCACAUUUGCAGCAAGUGUGCCAGGAGCCUCAGGCAGGUUUCCUUCCCACUUGCUCUUCUACCAGGUGAUGCACAGUAGCAAGGAGACUUACAUCUGCCUGUAAUGUGGCGAGGCCUUUGCCCGUAACUCCCAAUCCUGUCUAACACCAAUGGAUGACCAGGACGGGAGCUUCUGCAUAUAUCCCUGGCUUCAAUUUUAAUCCAAAUUUUAUUUCUGGGGUUGGUCCAGUCCUGAGAAGCCUGAAGGAACGAGUAUUUUUUUUAAACAAACAUCUUCUGCAUCCCUAAGGUGGUUUAAUUAAUGGCUGAUAAUAGGACUCAAUAUUGCCAUUUGGAUUGAGACAGGAACCCCAGGCUAGAAGAACAUAGCACUAGAGCUGUGACUACUACCUUCAAAGAGAAAAGAUUUAAAAAAAAAAAAAAAGGUUCUAUUCUGUGAGGUUACAUCCAGAAUGUUCAUUAGCUAGAAGGAAGUUUUUAGGUAUCCAGAGCCACAUAAUCCUGACCCAGCUGCUUUGAGAUAGGUUAACCAUAACAAAAGCAACAAUUACUUUUUCCCAGAGGAAGAGGACUUACAAGCCAGGCAAAGUUCCUGUUGAGUACUAUAGCAGAAGAAGUUGAAGGUAGACCAGAGGGGAUCAUAAAGAAGGCUAUGUUCUAGUUAGGGACCAAAGAAUUUGAAUUUGGGAUUGUAUACAUAAACUCUGGGUGUAGGAUUCCAUUCAAAGAACUAUUAUCACUUAGUAACUAUCUUUACUGUUCACACUAAGAUGGUGGGGAAUGAGGUCAAAACAAAGAAACUUUUGAGUUCAGGAUGCUUUAUGGUAUUUCUAGGUAUGGGACAAGGCCCAAGAUUUGUUAUCUGGCCUUUUCCUAGUCCUUAAUGCCUUCCCUCAAAAAAUUCCCUUCCCUCAUUCCUCCCCACCACGCCCCACACACUUCCUCAGUCCCUCUGGAAGAAGAGGGAAGACCUCUGAACUUUUGAGAUUACACGGCCUUUUUGUCUAACAUAGAAGCAGGUUGCUCACCCAAAUGUAUUUCUAUUGCUAAAAUUAGUGUAUUUGAGAUUUGGGAGGUUUUCCAAAGCAUUGCAUAAUCAUUAAUCAGAUGAUUAUGUCCAAGCAGAUGCAGUCUGAACAGUUUCCUGAGAGGCAUGGACUAACCUUUUAAGGUGUUUUCUGUUUCAAGGACCGACUAGCUCCUUUGUGACAAUCCACUUUCAUCCUUAACUGCAAACUCCUUGUCCCCUUGCCCUCCAGCUCUGCUGCAUCUAGAACUGGGUCUAUAUAGAGUAAGAGGCUAAAGAGGAACAAUGUCAAGUGACCCAGACUCAGUUUCUAAGUGUCCAGGUUUGUCUCUUCCUAGCUGUGUGGCCCAUCACCUCUUCUGGGUCUCAGUUGCUUCAUCUGUGAAACGUGCAGUCUACCUCACCAGGCUGUGAAGAGUCCAUGAAUAUACUUACUUUCAUGAAAUACCUGCUUAGGGAAAUGGCUCAGUAAGCCUCAGUUCUCCUCAAGUCUGGAGUCCUGUUGGUUAUGUCAUUCAGAAAGCAUCAUGGCAGCUCACAGAUCAGCUUCUGAGAUUUCAGAAAUGAAUUGUCCUGGAGUAGACUAUUGUCCCAUAAAGGCAAUGUCACCUGGAGCAAAUCUGAAAGGCAUGACUCAGGCGAUGUCUAAUAAAGAGCUCUGGCUCCUCAAGCUGGAUAGAAGAAACUUACUCCAAGCAGGAGUAAGUAAUUAAGAAAUUCUGGAUGUGUUCCCAUUACUAGUACUUUAAAAAACACAACCCAAAGUUUGAGUUGAAUACCUGAGCAUAGCACAUACAUAAUUGGCACUCAAUAAAUAGCUAUGAUUGGGUUCUGUUUAUACUGCUUACUAUUGUCUUUGGCUCCCUUACAAUGAGAGAGUAAAUAUUUUACCCAUACCUGUGUAUGUGUGUUAAGCACAUGGCACAGGUGAGCAUGGAAGGCUGCCUUCUCACAUUAGAGCAGAUAAUCACUGGACCUUCUAUCUGAACUGAAGCACUAAUAAUAAAAAGCCAGAGACAAAUAUUGGGGUUCAACCUAAAAACCAGAAAAGCAAAACA
Microtus ochrogaster (prairie vole) is the source of this 3412-nucleotide messenger RNA. Its product is annotated as zinc finger protein 239-like. Gene Ontology annotation, cellular component: nucleoplasm. The transcript has a single exon. Gene Ontology annotation, molecular function: RNA polymerase II cis-regulatory region sequence-specific DNA binding; DNA-binding transcription repressor activity, RNA polymerase II-specific. Bases 192 to 1202 code for a protein of 336 amino acids. NCBI's taxonomy places the organism in Eukaryota, Metazoa, Chordata, Mammalia, Rodentia, Cricetidae. The record is from RefSeq and is a predicted model, not a curated record. Gene Ontology annotation, biological process: negative regulation of transcription by RNA polymerase II; regulation of immune system process; regulation of cytokine production.